This is a messenger RNA of Eutrema salsugineum, 1579 nucleotides long. Its product is annotated as protein WHAT'S THIS FACTOR 1 homolog. NCBI's taxonomy places the organism in Eukaryota, Viridiplantae, Streptophyta, Magnoliopsida, Brassicales, Brassicaceae. The transcript has 2 exons. Bases 138 to 1454 code for a protein of 438 amino acids. The record is from RefSeq and is a predicted model, not a curated record. Gene Ontology annotation, molecular function: RNA binding.
AACACUCUGCCUGCUGUUCUCGUCGCCGUCGAACCACAGUCGCAUGGCUUUCCGCCCAUCUUUCUUCUCUCCGCCGUGCCGAAAAACUCUGAUCUUUCUCCGCCGUAUAGUUUGAGGUGCUCAAAGCUGAGGUUUUUAUGGGAAGGUUACGAUGUUGGCUGCAAUUCUACGGAAACGCCCACAACAUGUUUGUGAUAAUGCCUGAAAGAAACGUUUUAUCCGGAGAAUCCCCUUUUGGGCGGGUAUGGAUCAGGUCAAUGACUAGCAGCAAGCGUGUUCAAGAUAGGAGCAAGGAAAAGAGAAUCCGUGAGCUCGAAGUAGCGACAGAGAAAUGGAAAAUAGCUUCCAAAGUAAUAUUCUUGAUGGAGGUGCUGAAGAGUGAGCCAGAGAUGAUAAUGACUGUCAGGUCUUUGGAGCAGUACAGGCGGCAGAUCAAUUUGCCUAAACCACAUAAGAUCAGCGAUUUCAUCAGAAAGUCUCCCAAAUUGUUCGAAUUGUACAAGGAUCAGAGGGCAGUCUUGUGGUGUGGAAUGACAAGAGAAGCAGAGGAUUUGUUGGACGAGCAUGACAGGUUGCUCGAGGAGAAUGGAGACAAGGCUGCAGAACAUGUGACCAGGUGUUUGAUGAUGUCUGUUGAUAAAAAGCUUCCAUUGGAUAAGAUCGUUCAUUUCCGGAGGGAUUUUGGGCUGCCUCUUGAUUUUAGGAUAAAUUGGGUCCACAAGUUUCCUCAGCAUUUUAAAGUUGUGAAACUUGGGGAUGGAGACGAGUAUCUUGAGCUUGUUUCAUGGAAUCCAGCUUGGGCUAUCACAGAGUUGGAGAAAAAGACUCUAGGAUUAACCGAGGCAAACGAUCACAAGCCAGGUAUGCUUUCUCUGGCUUUUCCCAUGAAGUUUCCUCCGUCAUACAAGAAAAUGUACAGGUAUAGAGGGAAGAUCGAACAUUUUCAGAAACGAUCUUACCUGUCUCCUUAUGCCGAUGCACGUGGACUCGAAGCUGGUUCAAAGGAAUUCGAUAAGCGGGCAAUCGCGGUUAUGCACGAACUGCUUAGCUUUACACUCGAGAAGAGGUUGGUGACGGAUCAUCUGACCCAUUUCAGGAGGGAGUUUGUGAUGCCGCAGAAGCUGAUGAGGAUCUUCUUGAAGCAUUGUGGUAUCUUCUAUGUCUCUGAGAGAGGGAAGAGGUUUAGUGUGUUCUUGACAGAAGCUUACGAAGGGCCGGAACUGAUUGAGAAGUGUCCUUUGAUACUUUGGAAGGAGAAGUUGCUGAGGUUUACGGGUUACAGAGGAAGGAAGAGAGAUAUUCCAACUUAUAGUGAUACUUUGUACAUGGAAGAGAGAGAAUUGCUGGAAAGUGGUUCGGGAGAUGAAGAUUUGAGUGUUGGAUUUGAGAAAGAUGAUGAUGAGAUGGACGUUGAUGAAGUGAGUGGUGCAUAUGAUGAUAAUAGCGAAGUUUAGAGUCCUUUUUUUUGUCAACAGCAAAGUUUAGACUAUAGUGAUCUCAAAAUCAUGUGCUGAGAAAGAAUCUCAUGCAAAGUUGGAAAUUUUGUCUUUUAUUAUGUAAACUUAUGCAUUUUUAUAUU